AUGGAGGUCCCGACAGCAACGUCGCUACGCGACAUUUACCCCGAAGACGCGCUCCCAGUCGAGACAAAGCGAUGGGAGAGCCUACUCGCCAAGUUCACAGAGCUCUAUGGCAAGCAAGCCGACUUUGUCGCUAGGAGUCCUGGACGCGUCAACAUCAUUGGCGAGCACAUCGACUACUCCCUGUACGAGGUUCUGCCCAUGGCCAUUACCGCCGACUUCAUCAUGGCUGUGGCUGUGCGGCCAUCUGAAGAGAAGCCCCGUGUACGGAUAGCCAACCUCAACUCUGAGAAAUUCCCCACUCGCGAGUUCGACAUUCCCGAGGGAGAGAUCCCCAUCGACGCUACCGAGCACGAGUGGACCAACUACUUCAAGUCUGGACUGAAGGGUGUAUCACAAUUACUACAAAAGAAGCGGGGAAAGUUCACAUCCGUUGGCAUGGACAUUGUCUGCGAUGGCACAGUACCGAGUGGUGGCGGUCUCUCGAGUUCAGCGUCCGUCGUCUGCACAAGCUCUUUGGCUGUGCUGGCUGCAAAUGGUGAGGAGAAGAUUGACAAGACCGAACUGUGCGAGCUUGCGAUUGUAUCUGAGCGCGCAGUCGGUGUUAACUCUGGAGGUAUGGACCAAGCAGCCUCCGUCUUCUCCCUCCGCGGCUCGGCCCUAUACGUAUCCUUCAAGCCCAGCCUAAACUACACAAACAUCGAGUUCCCCAAGACCGACCCCGAACUCGUCUUCGUUACCGCUCAGAGUUUCGUCGCCGCCGACAAGCACGUCACAGCGCCCGUAUGCUACAACCUGCGCGUCGUAGAAUGCACAUUAGCAGCUGUCUUCCUAGCCAAAGCCUUCGGCCUAAAGAAAGAGCUCCCAACAGACUCCUCUCCCCUCGGCGUCAGCCUCCGCGGCUUCCACGAUACCUACUUCGAAGACAAAGAGAACGUCUCCGACAACACCAAAAUAUCCGUCUCGGACUUCGAAACGCAGCUCACGAAGCUAAUCCAACACACCGAAGACUAUCUCCCCCAAGAAGACGGCUACACACGUGCGCAAAUCAGCGGGCUGCUCGGUAUCUCAGAGGAGGAAUUGAACGAACGCUACAUGUCCAAGUUCCCCGUACGCGCCGAGAAAUUCAUGCUCCGCCAGCGCGCCCUACACGUCUUCACAGAAGCCCUCCGCGUGAUCAAAUUCCGAUCGCUCCUCGCAUCUCCCCCAUCAAACGACCGUGCAUACCUCCAGUCCCUCGGCGAUCUCAUGAACACGACACAGGAUUCCUGCCGCGAGAUCUACGACUGCAGUUGUCCCGAGCUGGACGAAUUGUGCGAUUUGGCACGUGCGGCUGGCAGUUGUGGCAGCAGGCUUACGGGUGCGGGCUGGGGUGGAUGCAGUGUACAUCUUGUGCCGAAAGAUAAGGUUGAGGCGGUCAAGAAGGCGUGGGUGGAGAAGUAUUAUAAAAAGAGGUUUCCGGAUAUCAGCGAGGAGAAGUUGAAGGGGGCGAUCGUGGUUAGUGAGCCCGGGAGUGGGUCUGUGUUGUAUAAGGUUAAGGAUGGGAAACUUGCUUAG
Molecule: messenger RNA, 1554 nt
Organism: Alternaria conjuncta
Lineage: Eukaryota; Fungi; Ascomycota; Dothideomycetes; Pleosporales; Pleosporaceae
Exons: 3
Coding region: 1-1554 (517 amino acids)
Biological process (GO): galactose metabolic process; carbohydrate phosphorylation
Cellular component (GO): cytoplasm; cytosol
Molecular function (GO): ATP binding; galactokinase activity
Source: RefSeq, a predicted model, not a curated record